UAUUGUCUUGUUGAUGGUGUUAUCUUUUUGUUGAACAUUGUACUACCAAUUUUAUCCGAGUCAGUAACUUUACGAAACAAAAAAACACCAAUAACAAAAAUCCAAAGCAAAACUCUAAUGGAGUGAAAUAUUAUUGAUUGUGAUUCUAUUACCUUGAUUUUGUGCUCUUUUAGUUUUGCUGAUUUAUUUGAGUUCUUUACUGGUUAUUGUAGCUGUUUUUUAUGACUCAAUUGAUUCCUUUUUUUGAACAGAAUUCUUUGUUCUGUCUGUUUUUAUAUUUGCCAGUGAAUUUAAGCCCAGUAAUGGGUUGUGGAGUUUCAAAACGUCCAAUCAUUGAUGCAUCAAGUGUAAGAUCAAAAGACAUCAACAACAACAGCAAUGGAGACAAUAAUCAGAAUCACACCAACAAGAAUAGCAUUUUAUCACGAAGAAGGGAUAAAAAUCGAUCGACAGUUAACCAAGAUAGAAAUGUUGUUCCCGAGUCAGCCAAGGUUGCAACAAAUAAACAAGUUUCUUCUGUACAAUUCAACAUUGACUCGGCAAUUUCAUCAAUUGAUCAACAAUCUAGUUCAUUUGUAGUUCCACCAUCAACACCACAUCCAAAGGUUCGCCUUUUACCUCGCCAAUUGAGUUGCAUAGAUGAAGCUUCUUAUGAGUCAACCUCAAACUCAACCACAGCUCCAUCAACCUCAGACCCAUUGGCACCGGGUGCCACCUUUGACUCCAUUGCUUGUCAAACUGAGAUCACUAAAUCGUCUGUAAUGACUCAAACAGAUCCAUUGCCAACACCCGAAGAAGAACUAGAAAUGUUGAUAAACUGUGAAUACGAUUUUCCCGACAAUUUUUGUCCGUCACUAGACAGUGGCCAAGGUUCUUCGAUAAAUGGUUCUUCAAUGGCCACACACAAUAAUGACAAUAAUCAAAGUUUAGAUCGCUGUGAUUCUUCCCUAAUGGUUAUUUCAACUAGAAAAGGAAAAAACAAAUUAGCUGAUUUUUUUGAAGACUACGAAAUUUCAAAGAGAGUUGUUGCACCGGAGGAAAAAUUUGUUGAUGUUGCUAUUCAAGUUGCUCAGGUUCUAACCUCAUGCUCAACUCAAACCAAUUUUGGAGGUCGAGGAUCUGGAAAUAAUGGUAAACCCGAUUCAGGAAUUAAAACCGAACAAGGUCAGCCCAUACAGAGGUUAACAGAAAAUCCUUUAAAAGACGGUGAACAAGAUGAAGAGGACAACCGGCUGUUUCAUAGGCUGUCAAAUAAUUUACCUAUCGACCUUCAAAGGGCAACAAGUCCAACAACAAUGUGGGCCGAAGUGUUAAACAGUAAUCACAAUUCAAACAGCUAUCAACAUAAUAACAAUAUUGAUCAACUCAAUAAUAGUGAUGUUAACAAUAAUGUUGAUCCAAGGUUUAAUGGGAUUGCCGAUCAGUCCAUUGUUUUACCCAAACGUCAUGACUUUGAGUCUCAGACGGAUCCAGUGAGUGAAGUUUUGGCUGCCAAUGCGGGUGACAAUGAUUUAAAUGUAUUACAAUCGUACAGCUUGUCUUCACCAUUUUCACAUAUAGAGAAACAAUUAGCCAACGAUUCUGAUAGUGAUCCACUGAGAGCUGAAAAAAAUGUGAUAAAUAAAAUUAACGAUACAACUAAUGAUAUUAAAUUACAAGAAUGUCUAAACAAGCUUCUUGAUGAUAUUGAAGGUUCAUUCAGUUUUGAAAAUAAAAAGGGUGAAUGUAAAGAUGCUUCCGUACAAACUGUAAAUGAUCCGAUAACUGAUGAGGCUCCAGAAUUUGCGGCUCGCCCUCCGCCUUCCCGUAAGAAAGAGAUGAUACCCACAAUAUCAAUAUUUGAAGAGGUUGAUGCCAAAGCCUUAGAGGUUCCAGAGGUUGAGACCUCUUCCCUUGUUUCUCUCGUCAAUUAUCUGGUCCACAAUUUGCCCAAUGAUUUGUUUAAAGUUAGAGGAAUAUUUCGUUGGAUUGCUCACAAUAUACGGUACAACUGGAAUUACAUGGGAAUCUCAGUCUCGUCGGAGGAAAUAUUGAGGUCUCGUGAAGGUGUUUGUAAAGACUAUUGUCAACUGUUUGGUGACAUGUGCUUCUUGGCUGGAAUUCGGGUAAAAAAAAUUCAAGGGUUUGCCAAGGGUUACGAUUAUAGACCAGGCCAUCAAUUUGUUCCCGGGGAAGAUAUAACACAUAAUUGGAAUGCCGUGUUUAUCCUAGGCUCGUGGAGGUUCAUUGAUUUAACAUGGGGCACAGGUUAUACCGAUCAUUCAGGCAAAUUUCAACGUAAAUUGAACGAACAUUUUUUCUUAACCGAUCCGGAAACCAUGAUCUGGACUCAUUUUCCAUAUAACGAAUUAGAGGACAACUAUUCAAGAUGGCAGUUGUUGGAUAAACCUUUAACGUUGGAGGAAUUCAAUACUCUACCCAAAGUGACUCCAUAUUUUUUUGAAUUUAAUUUAAAGAUACGUUCUAAACUAGCCAAUCCAAUAAAUUUCCGAGUUCAAGCAGAGAUUAAAAUUGGUGGACAUGAAGCCAUGAGAUAUAAAUACAAACUGUAUCCAGCUGAUGAAGUUGAAAAUGCAUCGCUCAAUCAUUAUGUGUUUUGUCAACUUAAAGAGGAUCGAAUGGUUGGUUCGUUUCUGGUAACACCACCUAUUGAGGGUCGAUAUUUCUUGAAGGUUUAUGCUCGGCCUGAAAAAGAUAUGGGCGAGUGGAAUAUAGAUGCAACAACAGCCUUACCUCCACCACCAAUGGCAACAUCAUCAUCUGGUCAAUCCACCCAAUCCAAUCUUCACAGUUGUGUCACCUUUCUCCUUGAAUGUAGCCGAUCACGCAAAUACCUUCAACCCUAUCCUCUCAAUGAACUUCCUUGGGGACCAACUCAAUCAUUUUACAAUUACAAAAUGCGACUGUUAAACCAAAAUGGUCCCGUGGUAACCACUUGGGGUGGUAAACGUCGUCUUGUUCUCGAAUCAUCAGAGCCCAUGUUGAUAACUUACCAAGUGUUGGAUGCCGAAGGAAUGGAAAUGGAUGCCAAAAAUUUGUUAAUACGUGAAGAUAAUGGUAACAAGAUAACCUUUACCAUUUCACCUCCUCGUCUCGGAAUGUUCAAGUUGAUGAUAUUUGGUAUGCCCAAGCCCAAGCAGAAAGGUAAAUGGAGGCUUCCAUUGUUGGCAACGUUUCUCAUUGAAUGUAAAAUGGCCAAAAUUGCCAAACAACCGCCAGAAGAGGAAGAUCCACCGCCAAUUGUUGUUGAUUAUGUUGAACCUUCAAUGGAAUAUGAUGUUUACCGGCAAAAAUUUUCAAGACCAAUAAUCAGAUAAACAUCUAUCGAGAAUAAUCGAUAUAUUGGAAAGAUUGGUGAAUGUCAAAUGAUGACUUUUUUCCCAGCUGGUGUGAACUAAAAAUGCGUCUAGUAUUUUUUUAACGACAAUGUAAAAGGAUAUUUAUGUAAUGAAAUUAUUUUUCCUUCCAAGUACAAGCCAUUUAACCUUUGGAAUUCAUUAAUGAAAAAUGAUUUAAUUGCUGGGAAAAUUGACUAGUUUUGUUUAGAGAUGCUAUUUUUAACAUAGAGAAAUGAAUAUGUCCUCCAAUAUUUUUGCUUUUAAAUCACGAUCACAACUUGAACUGAUUUCAAGUAUCAUGGUGCUUGAAAGACGACAAUGGACAUCGACAUGGCUUUCAAUUGAUUGGCUUCUGUGAGAAAAUUUCAUGUAAAUAUGAUUUCAUGUGAAUCGGAGGAAAAAAAAGGAUUGAAUAAGAAGCAAUAUUGUUACUUUUUUUCAAGUGCCAAUAAUCUUGUUGGAUAUUUAAAUGUCUUUAUUUGAAACAUUAACCCAAACUAUUGAUUAAAAGUUUGACAAAAAUGAGUCUUCAAAAAAAACAAUCAAAGUUUAA
Messenger RNA from Tetranychus urticae (two-spotted spider mite), 3891 nucleotides. RefSeq lists its product as uncharacterized. Lineage: Eukaryota; Metazoa; Arthropoda; Arachnida; Trombidiformes; Tetranychidae. Gene Ontology annotation, cellular component: cytoplasm. The record is from RefSeq and is a predicted model, not a curated record.